AUGAGCCAAGCUCAGAACGAGUUUAGAAGCGAGUCUGCCAAGCUUCCUCUGCUUCCCAAGAGCCGUGGCGGCUUAUUCUUCUCAUCUCAAUUCUGCAAGAGAUCUAAGCACCUGCCUCUCGGGUCGUCUGUUUCUGGGCACACACGAGUCAUCACAGGCGCCAGCUCUGGAAUCGGGCACGCGUGCGCAGAAAUACUCCUUGACUUGGAGAUCAGCCAUCUUAUUAUUUCUGCCCUGACGCAAGCCGAGGCCGAUUCUACCGUGGACGUUCUCAAGGAGAGCCACCCAAAGGCGAAAAUAGACGGCUGGGUUCUUGAUCUGACCUCUUAUCAGUCUAUCCAUGAUUUUGUUGCCUGCUGCGCAACACAGCUGUCACGAAUCGAUGUUGCCAUCCUCAAUGCAGGUGUGGCCUUUGGUUACUUCAAGCGUUACGAAAAGACCGGACAUGAGAUUCACAAAGCCGAACGUAUCCUGCCUGCAUUCGAUAUUGAAGAGGGCUUUGACCCCAUGGUGCAGUACGCCAAUACGAAAUUCCUGGCCCAUCUUUUUGUAGACAAGCUGUCUCAGUUUGUGAGCGCUGAUGAUGUCGUCAUCAAUUUGAUAGAUCCCGGAUUGACCAGCGGGACAAAUAUCCUCGAGGGCGCCAGCAUGUCCACACAGAUCGGCUUCAAUUGGCUGAGGGCUAUUGCUGGCCGGAGCGUUGAAGAUGCCGCAAGCGCAUAUAUUGAUGCGAUAGUAACCAGAGGGAAAGAGUCCCAUGGAUCCUUCAUUAUGGAUUGGGACAUUUAUCCAUAUGGGAAGUUUUAUUAUGAUGCCAAAAGAGAGGAGAUUCAAGAAAAACUCUGGGAUGAGAUACUUAAUGAAUUUGAAUUAGCCACGAUACAAGAUACUGUUAAGUGUAUGAAGCAGCGAUCAUCCGUCUAG
Molecule: messenger RNA, 924 nt
Organism: Clonostachys rhizophaga
Lineage: Eukaryota; Fungi; Ascomycota; Sordariomycetes; Hypocreales; Bionectriaceae
Source: the annotation of a GenBank genome assembly